Messenger RNA from Dothidotthia symphoricarpi CBS 119687, 3297 nucleotides. RefSeq lists its product as uncharacterized. Lineage: Eukaryota; Fungi; Ascomycota; Dothideomycetes; Pleosporales; Dothidotthiaceae. The coding region runs from base 1 to 3033 and encodes 1010 amino acids. Gene Ontology annotation, molecular function: protein binding. The transcript has 5 exons. The record is from RefSeq and is a predicted model, not a curated record.
AUGUGCUGUGCCGUGCCUAAGCCACAAGGCUCAGCCCCAGCCGCUUUCACCAGGCGUCAACUUCGAAUCGUCCAGCCGAACUUCUCUCCAUCACCUACACAACCACCAACAGUAGAGUUCCUUCACCGCUGGACUCGCAAGAGCAGGGCAGGCUACCGCAAGCUGAUGUUCUGUGGCGAGCAAGCUUCUCGCGACGGUUUGCAGUAUUUCUGGAGUGAUACCUGCUGCAUCGACAAAUCUAGCAGCCAAGAAUUAUCAGAAGCGAUCAACUCCAUGUUCCGCUGGUAUCAGAAUGCGAAAGAAUGCUACGCCUACCUGUCGGAUGUUUCAACGACAAAGCGAAAAGCGGACUACGAAACGUUCUGCUUUACUUGGCAGCCAGCUUUCCGGGACAGCAGAUGGUUUACACGUGGCUGGACUCUCCAAGAGCUUCUUGCCCCACGUACCGUCAAGUUCUUUUCUAAAGAAGGCCAGCAACUUGGUGACAAAGUAUCUCUCGAACGACAGAUCCACGAGAUUACAGACAUUGCUAUCCCAGUCCUUCGAGGAGCUCCUUUAGAUGAGUUCAGUGUUGAAGAGCGAUUCAAAUGGGCGAACAACCGCCAGACCACACGCGAGGAAGACAAAGCGUACUCACUGUUGGGUAUAUUUGGUGUCUAUAUGCUCCCAAAUUACAGUGAAGGGAAAGAGUAUGCGUUCAGGCGGCUUCGGAAAGAGAUCAGAGAGUCUUCGGGCAACAAGGUCUUGUCAUUGAAUGAAGAGCAGAAGCGGACACUGUUGGAGUCGCUGCGAUUCGAUCAGAUUGAUGCACGUCAGAUGAGCAUCAAGAACGCACACGUCAAGACCUGUAGAUGGCUAUUGCACAAACCGGAGUACCUCGACUGGCUUAACCCGACCAAGCUAUGCGAGCACCAUGGCUUCUUGUGGAUCAAAGGAAAACCUGGGACUGGAAAAUCCACUUUGAUGAAAUUUGCACUUGCCCAGGCACGGAAGACAAUGAAAGACACAACUGUGGUCUCGUUCUUCUUCAAUGCGCGGGGCGAAGAUAUGGAGAAGUCCACCAUUGGAACAUAUCGAUCACUGCUCCUGCAGCUUCUUGAACGACUUCCAGCGUUCCAGAGUGUCUUCGACUCCCUCAGUCUCUCGAUUUUGAGCAUCAGCACAGAUUACAAAUGGAGUGUCGAAUCACUCAAGAUGCUGUUAGAACAAGCUGUACGAAGUCUGGGAAAUUCCUCCGUAAUCCGGGAUAUGGUACAAUUCUUCAAAAACGUCGGCGAGCUCGCUGUGUCAAACAACAUCCACUUUCAAGUCUGCUUCUCAAGUAGACAUUACCCACAUAUCACAAUUGAGAGGGGGCUAGAUCUGAUUCUGGAAGGGCAAGAUGGCCACAGCCAGGACAUAACUAACUACUUGGAGAGCGAGUUGAAGAUUGGGAAGAGCAAGCUUGCCCAGCAAAUUCGAAUCGAUCUCCAAGAAAAGGCAUCAGGGAUCUUCAUGUGGGUCGUUCUUGUCGUGGGCAUCCUGAACAAAGAGCACGAUGGCGGUCGGAUACAUGCACUUCGACGGAGAUUGCAGGAAAUUCCUAGGGACCUCCACGAGCUGUUUCGCGACAUUUUGACGCGCGACUCGCACAAUAAAGACGAACUAGCUCUGUGUAUUCAGUGGGUACUUUUUGCGAAGCAGCCAUUGAGCCCAGAGCAGCUGUACUUUGCCAUUCUCUCUGGAGCCGAGCCCGACGCGUUAACAAUGUCGGACUCUGAUAAGAUUACAACGGAUGUAAUCAGACGAUUCAUACUGGAGUCCUCCAAAGGUCUCACCGAAAUCACGACUUCCAAACUUCAGAAGGUUCAAUUCAUUCACGAGUCGGUCAGAGACUUUCUGCUGAAAGAAGACAGCCUGGGAAAUAUCUGGUCUGAUCUUGGAAGUAACCUUCCAGGCCAAAGUCACCAGCGGUUGAAGCAAUGUUGCCUUGCCUACAUGGAUAUGGACAUCUUUACUGCUCUGAAGAUUCCAGAGCACCUCCCAAAAGGUUCACCGCAAGAAGUUGCAGAAUUCCGCGCAUCAGCUACUGAUGCAUUCCCUUUCAUGGAGUAUGCUGUACAAAAUGUGCUAUACCAUGCUGAUAUGGCAGAAGGAAGGGAAAUUUCUCAGAAGGCCUUCAUGAUGGAUUUUCCACUGACUCGUUGGAUCAGUCUUGAUAAUUUGUUUGAAAAGCAUGAAGUGCGCAGGCACACGAAAUAUGCGAGUCUGUUAUAUGUGUUAGCCGAGCACAAUACGCCAAAUCUUAUCAGAAUCCACCCAUCCGCCCAUCUGUGCUUCGAAGUUAAAAAAGAGCGCUAUGGACCUCCCCUUUUCGCAGCCAUGGCGACCGGGAGCAAUGACGCUGUCCGAGCCCUCAUAGAAGCUCUCUUCAGGAACCAGCCUACAGAGACUUGCCCUCAUGAGAUAUACGAACAGUGUUGCGAAAGCACAAGUGGAAUAGUCGGGCGCGAUUUCAAGUUCCCGAGAAAAACGGACAUGGUCUCAUAUCUUGCAGAACAUGGAAACGGGACAAUACUUGCUUUAGUGAUUAGAACAGAUACAAACAGGAUUGACGUUGAUCUGACGGAUGAGAGAGGACGCACACCGCUAUCGUGGGCAGCAUAUGCAGGGCGAAAGGCGGUAGCAAAGCUAUUUCUAGACACAAACAGGGUUAACGUUGAUCUGAAGGAUGAGAAAGGAUGGACACCGCUAUUUUUGGCAGCAUAUGGAGGGUACGAGGCAGUAGUAAAGCUAUUUCUAGACACAAACAGAGUUGACGUUGAUCUGAAGGAUAAGGAUGGACGGACGCCGCUAUUGUGGGCAGCACACGGAGGGCACGAAGCAGCAGUAAAGCUGUUGCUGGACACGAACAGGGUUGACGUUGAUCUGAAGGAUAAAGAUAGACGAACACCGCUAUCAUGGGCAGCACACAGAGGGCACAAGGCAGUAGUAAAGCUACUAGGACAGGGAUGGAAUGACGCCGCUAUGGUGGGCAGUGUUGGGAGGAAGUGAGAGUACAGUUGAGACGCUACUAGAGACUAACAAGGUUGAUGUCAAUUGGAGGGAUGUUACAGGAGAAACGCCGCUAGUAUUCGCAAAAAGACGACGAAAGGUUUUAAUAGUCAGGCUGUUGAAAUCAUACGGCGCCCACGAAUAACGGCCAACAUUUCUGCUCAGCUUCCUCCCGGCUUUUCCAGACCACCAUCCCCGGAAUAUCGACCACCAAAGCUAGCAUACCACAAACAUCAAUUCCAUUAUAUCACAAUACAUUCAGUG